AUGAGGAAAGCUUCAGAGACUCCGACGAGCACCUCGAGUUUUGUUAAAUCAGAAGAGAAAUCAGAGAAGAAACCACCGUCCAGACUUGCAGUGGAUGAUACCAAACCUGUUCUUCAGGACCCGAUUCUGAGAUCAGACCCAAUGGAGACAGAAGAAGCUGUCCUGAGACUACCCUCUUUCCCAGUGAUGAGACCAUCUAAAUCAUAA
Molecule: messenger RNA, 207 nt
Organism: Eruca vesicaria subsp. sativa (arugula)
Lineage: Eukaryota; Viridiplantae; Streptophyta; Magnoliopsida; Brassicales; Brassicaceae
Source: the annotation of a GenBank genome assembly